GCUGAAGCUACUGGCUGAGAAGAGCAGAUUAUUCGGCAGAAGGUUGUCAUCAUCUUCAACAUCAUCUUCACCAUGAAGAUGUUGACUGCGUGUGCACUUCUUUGUGCCAUGAUGGCUCUGGCUACAGCUCAAUCAACAAUCCAGUCAAUAACUGUUAUGUCAAACUUUCUAGCUCCUCCAGAAGAAAAAACCGACCUGGACAAGAGGACUUGUUGUCCCUGUGGUUGGACUCGGAUCUAUGGCCGCUGUUUCCGCUACGUUCCAUACUGUAGGCGUUGGGCUGAUGCUGAGAAAUACUGCCACCAUCUGGGUGGAAAUCUUGCAUCGAUACAUAGCGUUUGGGAGUACCGUGCAAUUCAGAGGUUGAUUAUGCGCACCACUCGCAGCUGGUAUACACAUGUGUGGAUCGGAGGCCAUGAUGCAGCACAGGAGAGAACUUGGCUGUGGAGUGAUGGUACCAGAUUCAAGUAUCGGCAGUGGUGUUGUGGAGAGCCCAACAACUACUUGGGCAAGCAGCACUGCUUACAAAUGAAUUAUACAGCUUGCAGGUGCUGGGAUGAUGACUACUGCUGGAGACGAAAACCAUUCGUCUGUGUCAGGAGACGCUGAUGAUUCCUGACAUAUAACAGCACAAACACUGGCAAAGGCAACUAUCUUUGUGCUGAUCAGUCUAAUAUGAACUAGAAGCUCUAUAUCUCAUAUCAUUUGAUAUAAUUAUCUUAUUUCUAUCGCUGUAACGCUACUGAAGGAACGAAGCGACAAGUGACACGAACAGCCGCUGGAUUGUCUCUCAGGCCUUGUGCCUUUAAUGAGAGCAGAUUGAAUGUGUUUUGUAAAGAUUGCUUUUAGCACCUUAUUCUUUCAAGUGAACAAGAGCUGUAACUAAUGUUU
Molecule: messenger RNA, 891 nt
Organism: Scomber japonicus (chub mackerel)
Lineage: Eukaryota; Metazoa; Chordata; Actinopteri; Scombriformes; Scombridae
Product: ladderlectin-like
Exons: 6
Coding region: 73-609 (178 amino acids)
Molecular function (GO): signaling receptor activity
Source: RefSeq, a predicted model, not a curated record